GGGAGGUUCCCAGUUGAGAAUUUCUCUGACAGACAAAGAGAAGAAUGAUUAAGAAGCUCGUUUUUAAAACUCACAGCUCCAUUUUAUUAUAACCACAAGGAACCAACCUUGACUUAAAGAUGCCAGCUUUACUUCUCUUUGUGAUGCUGACAGCUUGUGCUGCAAGACCACAGGAUCUGUCAGGAAAGAUGUUUACGUUUCCAGAGGAAACCAACACAGCCAGAGUGAUGCUGAAUACAUCCACAGAGAAUCUGGAUGCAGUGACAGUCUGUUUGAGGUCCUUUACAGACCUCUGCAGACUCCACAGCCUUUUUUCUCUGGCCACACCGUCGACUAAUAAUGGAUUUUGGAUAGCCAAAGACACAGCUGACACUCUUUCUCUCUUUGUGGACAACAACGUACAAUAUUAUACAGGACCGGGAAAUGAGGCGAACAUGUGGCACUCUGUUUGUUCCACAUGGGACUCUGAAUCUGGGCUGGGCCAGAUGUGGCUCGAUGGGAAGGCUUCACCCCGGAAGUUUCAUGGUGGAUCGCCGAUUAGACGCCCGAUUGUUAUCCUAGGACAGGAACAGGAAAGUUAUGGAGGUAGUUUUGACAUCAAAAAGUCCUUUACUGGAAUGAUGUCUGAUGUCCACAUGUGGGAUUACGUCCUUUCUCCCUGUGCAAUCCAGAAUUACGUGGAUGAUCUGAAUUUCACUCCAGGGAAUGUGUUGAACUGGAGGGCUCUCACAUUUGAUAUUACUGGAAGGGUGCUGAUAGAAAACAAACAGCUGAUGUGCCACUAGAGCCACUUCACAACAAAAGGCCUUUCUACAAAACUCUGGCUUAAGGAAAUACAAGUUCUUCUGCUGUAAACAUAACCAGACUACUGCAUGUGAGAGAGAAAUUAAAUGAGUUUGAUUAGAGGUAAAAAUAAAAGCAUUAUCAUUUAAACUUUGUUUAAUAUACCCAAUUAAAUUCAUGCUAUUUUGUACCAAGACCUCCAUCUGUGUUUAAUGGUUCUUCCAUGCAGUUUAGCGAAGCAUAAUAUCUUUUGCUGUUGAAUUAUAUGCCUGGUCUUCAUGGGAUUUAAUUCUCAUUGUCUGCAUACGUCCAGAAAAGAGAACGGCAAUAUUUUACAGAUCCUAAGUUUAACUCUAAACCAAGCAAACAGGUAACUUCUAAAUAAAGGCCAAACCUUUAAAAGCAGAGUAAAGUUUUCAAGAUUUUUAGCUCGU
This is a messenger RNA of Cyprinodon variegatus (sheepshead minnow), 1217 nucleotides long. Its product is annotated as jeltraxin-like. The record is from RefSeq and is a predicted model, not a curated record. Lineage: Eukaryota; Metazoa; Chordata; Actinopteri; Cyprinodontiformes; Cyprinodontidae. Bases 120 to 785 code for a protein of 221 amino acids. The transcript has 5 exons.